Athalia rosae (coleseed sawfly) is the source of this 791-nucleotide messenger RNA. It is a transcript of the gene Blos4, whose product is annotated as biogenesis of lysosome-related organelles complex 1 subunit 4. The transcript is spliced from 4 exons. NCBI's taxonomy places the organism in Eukaryota, Metazoa, Arthropoda, Insecta, Hymenoptera, Athaliidae. Gene Ontology annotation, cellular component: BLOC-1 complex. The record is from RefSeq and is a predicted model, not a curated record. The coding region runs from base 148 to 579 and encodes 143 amino acids.
GCCAACGUGAUAAGAGUUUUAUAAGCGUGGGCGAAGGUGAUAAGCAGAGGUUUUUUUUUAUUCCUAUCCAAUAAUAAUACAGUGUGGAAUAAACAACGGGUGACAAACGUCGAACGUUGGACCGCGCAGCGAAGAUUUCUUUUCGAUAUGAUCGAAGAACUUGCCGUAGAGCACGCGGCCUACGUAAGAGUUGACCUCACUGACCAGGUCAAAACUCUUCACGAUACAAUCGAAGAUAUGAUGAUGAGGCUCGAGGAGUUCGAAUCCAUAUUCGGAAUGGUUCAGACAGAAGGCGCGGAAUGUCUUAGCGGGCAGAUACCGCGGUUACAAAUAGCGCAACAACAAUUGGGCGGUCUGUGUCGUCGGAUCGACGCCCUGGAACACGUUCUUGCACGGGUGAACGUGAACCUCGAUUCUUUGGAAACAGCUGUGGAGGCUGCGGAGGCUGACUUGGGAGUCCCGGAUUCGUUGCUCAGCAAACUCAUUCCAUUGUCUUUUUUCGUAAAAAAAAAACCAAGAACCGUCCACCCGCGGCGGAAGAACACCGAUUUUCGAACCGCCGAUCAUUUACAAGACUGAAGAUUUUUUCACCCCGGAAUGAAGCGCGUUCAACUGAAAAAUUGCACGACUAUGUAAUUGCAUAGCGGUACAAUACUUAUUGAUAACUCGUAAUUUUGCGUGGGAGGAGAAUAUUCUCAAGUUUAAGGUCAAACGAAAUCAUUAGACGCCCCGAUAAAUGACAUAAUAACACACGUGAUGUAGUUGAAUAAAAAUUUUUGGAAGAUUCUAAA